AUGGGCAGAGCUGAGUUCGGCAACGCAAUCUACUUCCCACUGUUCCUCCAGUGGUUUUACGACACCCUCGUCCUUAGGUUCAUCUGCCCCCGCGCCUGGGGAUGUCCCGAGGAUGUUCUUCAGGGACACUACAGCAAACACGUCAGCUCCCUUUCUGCCGUAUCUUGCCCCCGCCUGCUUGACAUUGGCGUCGGCACAGGCCACUUCAUCGAACAUGCCCCUCUCUCAUCGGACACAACAGUGAUCCUAGCCGAUAUCAACGAAAACCCCCUCGCCGAGGCUCGCGGACGCAUCAAGCGCACACACAAAGAUGUGGAUGUUGAUUUCGGUUGUCUGGUGCUGGAGGAAAUACGAGUUUUGAUGUCAUUUCCUGCAUGUUACUUCUUCAUUGUCUCCCAGGAGAAGGGCGCCGUAAAGGAGAAGCAGUCGCGCGCCUGUGCCGAUUGUUGA
Messenger RNA from Colletotrichum gloeosporioides, 450 nucleotides. RefSeq lists its product as uncharacterized. The transcript is spliced from 2 exons. Bases 1 to 450 code for a protein of 149 amino acids. The record is from RefSeq and is a predicted model, not a curated record. NCBI's taxonomy places the organism in Eukaryota, Fungi, Ascomycota, Sordariomycetes, Glomerellales, Glomerellaceae.